AUGGCUGACCAAAAUAAUUCCUUCUGCAAACCUAUACUGACACCCCACCUGACCCGGCUCUACUGCAUAGUGCUCUUUGGAGGCCUGCUGGGCGUCAUCUCUAUUCUGUUUCUGUUGGUGAAAAUGAACACUCGCUCGGUGACCACCACAGCAGUUAUUAACCUAGUGGUGGUCCACAGUGUUUUUCUCCUGACAGUGCCUUUCCGUCUGACCUACCUCAUCAGGCACGUUUGGACUUUUGGGUUGCCCUUCUGCAAAUUUGUGAGCUCCAUGCUCCACAUCCACAUGUACCUCACCUUCCUGUUCUACGUGGUGAUCCUAGUCAUCCGGUAUCUCACCUUCUUCAAGCGCAAAGACAAAGUGGAGUUCUACAGAAAACUGCAUGCCGUGGCAGCCAGUGCCAGCAUGUGGCUGCUGGUGAUCAUCAUUGUGGUGCCCCUCAUCGCUUCUCAGUAUGGAAAUUCUGGCACGUAUGAUGACCAACACUGCUUCAACUUCCACAAAGAACUUAGUCAAGCAUCUGUGCGAGUCAUCAACUAUAUGAUUGUCAUCUUUGUCAUUGCCAUUGCUGUGAUCCUCUUGUUCUUCCAGAUCUUCAUCAUUCUGUCCAUGGUGCGGAAGCUCCGUCACUCCUUACUGUCCCACCAGGAGUUCUGGGCCCAAUUGAAGAACCUAUUUUUUGUAGGCGUCAUUCUAAUUUGCCUCCUUCCCUACCAGUGUUUUAGGAUCUAUUACUUAUACUCAGUGGGACACUCGAGUGACUGCAAUGAUGAUAUUACAUUUUAUAAUGAAAUCUUCCUGAGUGUUACAGCAAUUAGUUGCUUUGAUUUGCUGCUCUUUGUUCUUGGGGGAAGUCAUUGGUUUAAGCAAAAGACAAUUGACCUAUGGAAUUAUGUUUUGUGCCGAUAG
Molecule: messenger RNA, 909 nt
Organism: Sorex araneus (European shrew)
Lineage: Eukaryota; Metazoa; Chordata; Mammalia; Eulipotyphla; Soricidae
Gene: GPR141
Product: G protein-coupled receptor 141
Exons: 1
Coding region: 1-909 (302 amino acids)
Biological process (GO): G protein-coupled receptor signaling pathway
Cellular component (GO): membrane
Molecular function (GO): G protein-coupled receptor activity; oxysterol binding
Source: RefSeq, a predicted model, not a curated record